AUGCUUGCUGCUGUAACGAGACGAGCAUGUGUAGAUGCUCGGACAUAUGUCCGAUUGGCGGCUGGGAGGAAUAUUGUCGGAAGGAGAGCCUAUGCGGUGUCGGCGCCACAGGUCGGGCCUGUCACACCCGUAGAGAAGCUAUUGCUGGACCAAAUAAAGGCGAAUGGCCCUAUAUCCUUCGCAACCUACAUGCAAAUGUGCCUCGCCCACCCCAAUGAAGGAUACUACAUGAACCCCUCCAACCCCAUCUUCGGCGCUCGUGGCGACUUCGUAACAAGUCCCGAGAUCAGCCAGGUCUUCGGUGAACUUGUCAGCGUGUGGUUGCUCUCCCAAUAUGCUCAGGCUGGUGCGCUCGGGAAGAACAUACAACUCAUUGAGCUCGGACCUGGUCGCGGAACGCUCAUGAGCGACGUACUUAGGACAUUAAACCAGGUCAAAGUCACGUCCGGAGUUCGCAAGACCGUCCACCUCGUCGAGAAUAGCACAGGUCUCCGCGACGUACAAGCCAAGACCCUCGACGUGUACUCGAAGUCAAUAUCAUGGCAUGACUCGCUGGACUCUGUGCCCCUAGAUGACGACGCGUACACCAUGCUCAUCGCCCACGAGUUCUUCGACGCUCUCCCCUUCCAUCUGCUCGAGAAAACUGCACAAGGCUGGCAGGAAGUGAUGUUGACGGCCGGGCCAGACCCAGCCGCCAAGACCGUUCUCCGACCCUCCGACGCCCUGUCGACACCACGAGCCGACUUGAGCGUGGACACGACUCUGCCCCAGACACACUCGAACGGGCCGCGCUUUAGACCCGUCUUGUCAUCAGCGCCUUCGCCUAUAUCCUCCUUACUCGGGUCAUCCUCGCCGCGCUUCGCUUCCUUGCCCGUUGGUGCACGCUUGGAGGUAUCUGCUACUGGCUUCAAGAUCGCACGGAAGGUCGGAGAAGUCGUAGGUGGAGACGGACGGAAGGGUGCCGGAUUGAUCGUCGACUACGGCAAAGCACACGCUUCUGGAGACUCUUUCCGCGCCUUCAAAGAGCACAAGAUAGUCGACCCAUUCUACCUCCCCGGCCAAUGCGACCUGACAGUGAACGUCGACUUCGCAUACCUUCGCGAAGCGAUGGCCGGAACAGUGCACGUUCACGGCCCGUUGUCGCAGCGCGACUUCUUGACGCGCAUGGGUCUGGAUAUGCGCGUACAGGCUCUGCAGAGGUCAGCGAAUGCUGGACGGGGCGACGCGAUCAAAAGUGCUGCGGAUAGGCUGGUGGAUCUGACGGGGAUGGGGAAGCAGUAUAUGGUCAUGGGCGUUACCGGGGCUGGGACUGGUGAGAAGGAUGUUGAAGACGUAUACCCGUUCGUCGAGAUGGAUGCCAGUUCUACUGAUCGGCAUGAGGCUACAUAG
Peniophora sp. CBMAI 1063 is the source of this 1389-nucleotide messenger RNA. Lineage: Eukaryota; Fungi; Basidiomycota; Agaricomycetes; Russulales; Peniophoraceae. The record is from the annotation of a GenBank genome assembly.